UUCUCUAAUUAAUUGCUCUCUUCUUCUUCCUCUUCCAAUAGCCUUGAUUCACUUCUUACAAACAUGAAUGAUUAUGGUGAAGAGAAUCCUUGUUGCUAUUUCCAUCCCAAAGAAGUGAUUGUGGGGGUGUGUGCCCUUUGCUUGAGAGAGAGACUUCUCAUCUUGGCUGCAAAGCAAGGACAUCUUCCCCUAUCCGAGUCCAAGAGAGCAAGCAUUGACGAGCACAGGAAGCGUCCCAUCACCCUGCCAAAGAUAUUCGCUUUGGGGUCCUUUCUUCAUCGCCUCGAGUUCCGACAUCGGAAAUCUGAUGCCUCCGACGAUGAUUUGUCCACAAGCCAAGAAGAUUCAUUCAUUUCCAUCAAGUUUGAAGACAAUGGUGUUGCCUCAUGGGAUAAGGGUACAGGCUCUAAGGUGUCCCUUGGGCCCCUUCACAUGAAUGGUAAUCAAAAGUUGAGCAAGGAACCACUGAGGGACGUUAAGACUGUGGUAGAGCAUGCCAAACCACGUGCAACGCUGAGGUGGCGGAAGCGGAUUGGUCACCUGUUCCACCUCAUGCGGUGGAAGAGGUCCAGCAAGGCCAAUGUGUGCCAUGUGGGCACCAAGGUGGAGGGAGUAAAGGUGAGAAAUAAGGGCUGGAUGAGAACUCUGACAAAGAGGAGGAACAUGGAAUAAAGAGACACAAGGAAAGAGACAGCAGACCUUUCCUCCUCACCUUGUUUGGGUUUCAAUUUUUUGUGUAAAGCAAUACAUUAUUGAGAUGGUAGAUACAGAUCAGAAGACCGCAUGAUUUCUGCAGUCUUGCGCUUGCUUUGUUCUUGGAUUUGAUAGUUUAGCUUAGCAUGACAGCACUAUAGCAAGACUCCUGCUACGAAAAACUAGAGCACCCAAUAAGAUGAUGCUCCGAUCAAGAUCUCAGCUGUCUGAUCUCGAUCUCUAGAUUUGUGGCAAGCGAUGCCGUAUGUUAAUAUAUAUUGGCAGGUGAUUUGGGUACUGUUUGGUAAAGAUGGAUGAUUAUGGGCCCAAGCAACACCAAACUAUGAAGCCAUUGUUUGCCUUUUUCGUGCAUUCCUCUUCAAGUUCACAUGCUUACACAGACACAGUACUUGCUCUUUGAAUCCAAAGAGUUAGGAGUCUAAAGCAGGCAUCCAAAGUGCUGUCCAGCUUUCCCUGUAUUAUUUAAUUUCCUUUUGACCACAAGGCUUGUAUAAAGAGAAUUUCCCUUUA
Molecule: messenger RNA, 1224 nt
Organism: Nelumbo nucifera (sacred lotus)
Lineage: Eukaryota; Viridiplantae; Streptophyta; Magnoliopsida; Proteales; Nelumbonaceae
Source: RefSeq, a predicted model, not a curated record